Paramecium primaurelia is the source of this 2559-nucleotide messenger RNA. The record is from the annotation of a GenBank genome assembly. NCBI's taxonomy places the organism in Eukaryota, Ciliophora, Oligohymenophorea, Peniculida, Parameciidae.
AUGAAAAAAUUUUUAACUGAGUCUCAUUAUCAUUUUAGACAAGAAAUUUCAACAAAAAAAUAUGAUAAAUUGGAAUAUAAACCAAUUCACUCAGAAGAUUACUUAAUUUUAACAUAAGUAGUUAAAAUUGAGAAACAAUUUUAUUAUCUUACAUUAUCCAAUAAAUUAAAAUUAAAAUAAGUAUUUGGUAAAGAUUUAUGGGAAGAUGAGUUUGAUAUUGAAUUGAAACAACUAAUCAAUUAUUCUGUAGGAAGAACAGGAUAUAUAAUUGAUUUAAUAGAAUUAUAGAAUAUAUUAUAGCAAAAAUUAGAAAUUGUGAAUUGCAGAAUUUAAAUCAAAGAAAAUGAGACUGAUAAUUCAUAUUAAAAAAAAUUAAUUAAAAUUUAUAGAGUGAAUAAAAGACUAUAUCAUGUAAUCUAAUCAUUAGAAUUUGUUGAAGAAGGACUCAAAGAAUUAUCAUAAGUAAGUAAUAGCCAAUAAUCUGAUGGUGUUGAAUUAAUUGAAGAAUAAAAAAGAGAACCACUUAUUGAUAUUGUAUUUUUACUUGGAGUCAUAAAUAAUAAUACCUAUGUUUAAUAUCCAAAUGUUAUACCUAAUUGUUAUUUAUUAAGAAAUGUAAAUGGAAAGUUCAUGUUAUAAGACCCUGAGCAACCUAGAAAACCUAAAUUUCCUUUUAGAUUAAUCAUGUCUCAUGAAGAUAUGAAUAAACACAUUUCUAGAACAAAUGAAUAAACUAUUAAUGCAAAGGAUAUCACACUAUUUCCUCAUUACAAUUCAGUAUUUCUUGUUCGAUAAAAUUAAUUCAUUUACAAACCAAUAGGAGCAAAAUUGAGUAUUCUAUCAAAUGAAAGAAAAUUGCAUCAAGAUAUAAGAAAUUUCUAAUCAAAAGCUAAUUUAUUAAUAUAUUAUAACAAUACUAAAAAGAUAUCCUUUUAACUUAAUUCUGAAUAGACAGAGAAAUGGGCUCAUUUGUUUUAAAUUGAAAGAAGUAUGCGUUAACACAUUUUAAAUUAUAAAACAAAAUUAAAAAAAACUCUUGUAGGAUUUUAACUGUAUUAAAAUGAGAAUCGUUCUUCAUAAUCUAAGGAUCCAAGAUAUUUAUUUAUGCAAGAUAAAUUUGUUUAAGCAAAAUAAUAUUUUAUUUAAACAAAAAUUAAAUCAAUUGGUUGUGUAUUUGUUUCUGCAAAGAUACAUUCUUCACUAAUGCUAAUGAGAAUUAUGCCAGCUGGAAACAAAAGCAAAUCUCAUAUUUUUAUAUUUUAAAUUAAUUAAUAAGAUCCUAUAAAAUUGAUUUAUACCUUAUGUAAAUAAUUCAUUCUUAAAGCAACUUAAACUUAUUCAAAAUUAGAGCUAAUACCUAUCACAUAAAAUUAAAUACGUAAAUAAUAUCUAUUAUCAAAUUAAUAUCAUGAUAACAAUGUUGUAAUAGGUUAAAAAUCCCAUUCAAGAGUAGUGUAUAAAUAAGUUAAAAAAAUAGAUAAAUGUUAUUUUAUAAUAAUAGUUACUUUAAUUAAUAAUUAUUUUUAAAUCUAUCUCUAUAACUAAAGUAAUUGUAGAAGAUUUUACUUUACAAUUCAUAGAUCAGAUUUUUUAAUUAUGAAUUAAUACUUUUUAGAUUCAAUAUUUCCAGAAUAACCCCCUGAAAUAGUAGAAUAAUUCUUUAGACCUUGGAAAGUUAAUGAAAUCGAAAAGAUAUUUGCCUUAAUUAUUAAGGCACCUGAAACUUUUAGGAAUAGAACAAAACUUUAUCUUAAAUAAAUUAAUGAGACAAAAAAGGUUCUUAAAAGAUCUGCUACAUCUAGUUUCUCUAGUUUAAAUGUUCUUUAGAGACAAUCCACAUUAUAACUUAAUCAAUAAAUUGAUGAAUCUAAUGGGGAUGAUAUAAAUAAAUCAUGCUGGUUAUUUGAUAAAUUAUUAAUAUCUAAAUCUAAUAGUGUAUUUGAGAAAAAGUUAUGGAUGGAAAUAAUUAAAUAGAUGAAUAUUAAUGGAAAUUUAAUUAUUUUAGAUACCUUUAAGACAGUAUUAUCAGAAUUAGUAUAUUUUAAUGAUAGAACUUGUAAUUUUCUAUGUUAUAUUCCAUGUCUUGAAAUUUUACAAUCUUUUAGAUGGCAACCUAUAAGAUUAAGAAUUCAUUCAUAUGAAACUUGUAAAACUAUAGAUGUUCCUAUAAAUAUAAGAGGAAAGUAAGUUUAAGUCUAUAAAUAGUGUAAUUCUUUAUAUUUUAAUUAUAAAAUUAAUUAAUGCAUACCUAGUAAUCAAGAUAGUAUGAAAGUCAAUAAAUAUAAUGAUUAAAAAUAUAUCAAAUAUUAACUACUUUAUAAAGGAGCAUUUAUGAAACAUAAUAUGCUUUUUAUAGCUAUAUAUUUAUAUAAUGAUGUAUUUUAAAUUAGAAUUUUUAGUUAAACUAAUUCUAUAUUAAGAAAAUUGGAUGUUAAUUAAGUAGAACUAAAGAUUCCAUACAUUAGAUAAUUAUUAGUAUUGAAUCCUCAAGAAGCUGGCCGAAGAUUAAGUAUGAUAUAUAGAAAUAACUUUAUACAUGCUUCAUUUUUAAAGUUGUGA